This is a messenger RNA of Marasmius oreades (fairy-ring Marasmius), 1232 nucleotides long. RefSeq lists its product as uncharacterized. Bases 16 to 1122 code for a protein of 368 amino acids. The record is from RefSeq and is a predicted model, not a curated record. Lineage: Eukaryota; Fungi; Basidiomycota; Agaricomycetes; Agaricales; Marasmiaceae. The transcript is spliced from 7 exons. Gene Ontology annotation, biological process: pyruvate decarboxylation to acetyl-CoA. Gene Ontology annotation, molecular function: pyruvate dehydrogenase (acetyl-transferring) activity.
UUCACUGACCUCCCCAUGGCUUCUCGUCUGGCUUUCUCUCGUUUGACUGCCCUUCACCGUUCUCGUCUGUCGGUACCCACUAAAUUCCUUCGACUGGCUCGAGGCUACGCCACAGCAGACGAUGGCCACAGUCUGACCGUCAGAGAAGCCUUGAAUGCUGCUAUGGAGGAGGAGAUGCUGCGUGACGAAUCUGUCUUUGUCAUGGGUGAAGAAGUUGCUCGGUAUAACGGUGCUUACAAGGUUACCAAAGGCCUUCUAGACAAGUUCGGAGAGAAGCGAGUGAUUGACACACCGAUCACCGAAAUGGGGUUCGCUGGUAUUGCUGUCGGUGCCGCGUUGGAGGGUCUCCGCCCAGUUUGCGAGUUUAUGACGUGGAACUUCGCCAUGCAAGCCAUUGAUCAAAUCGUCAACUCUGCCGGAAAGACCUACUACAUGUCUGGAGGGAACGUUCCUUGUCCCGUAGUAUUCCGAGGUCCGAACGGCGCUGCAGCAGGUGUAGCAGCUCAGCAUUCACAAGACUAUGCCUCUUGGUAUGGUCAAAUUCCUGGUCUCAAAGUCGUCAGCCCAUGGAACGCUAAGGACUGUAAGGGUCUUUUGAAAUCUGCUAUCCGUGAUCCUAACCCCGUCGUCUUCCUGGAAAACGAGAUGAUGUACGGUGUCUCCUUCCCAGUCUCGGCUGAGGUCAUGUCGGACAACUUUCUGCUCCCGAUUGGAAAAGCUGAAGUUGAACGGGAAGGAUCUGAUGUGACUAUCGUCGCUCAUAGCAAGAUGGUCACUCACAGUAUGGAAGCCGCUGAGGCUCUGGCCAAGGAGGGAAUUAAGGCUGAAGUUAUUAACCUCCGAAGCAUUCGUCCUUUGGAUAUAGAUACCAUCAAAAAAUCAGUUAAGAAAACAAACAGACUUCUUGUCGUUGAGGGUGGUUUCCCCGCCUUUGGGGUCGGAAGCGAGAUCUGUGCACAGAUUGUUGAGAGUGAAGCGUUUGACUACUUGGAUGCUCCUGUCGAACGUGUUACUGGCGCUGACGUUCCUACUCCCUAUGCAACAAAUCUAGAAGCGCUGGCAUUCCCCGAUACAUCUCUAAUUGUCAAAGUCGCUAAACGCGCUCUUUACAGGACGAAUUAAAAGCUUGACGAGUAUGAUACUAAUGGUCUCUCGGUAAUCUAGAUAUUUGUCCUGUGCUGUUAUAGAGCUUGUAUUGGACUACUAUUUAAUGCUAUCGAAUUCUUCUAAUU